GCUUAUUGUUGGCCUGUUAGCAAGCGGAUGAGCUCGCAAGAUGGCGGCAUGACUGAGUAAUAACGUCGUAUUACAUGCUUAUUAUCUGGUUAUUAUCGGCGGAAAAAGAGAGUGAUGGAGAAUGGAGACAGGUCUGAUGCUGCCUCCAACAACCACUCAGGCACGCUACACUUGCAGACUCCCAAGAAUGAAGAGAUUUAUGAGAUCACAAUACCACUGGAAGAAAACAACUUUGAGCAGCAAGGAUUCUUCAACCAAACUGACACAAACUUUGAGGAGUGUGCGCCCCCUGCUGGCCGCUCCUACAUGCUGGUCAGCAGCCUGCGCACGCAGCUGCAGAUCUCUGCGGAGAAGAACUCCUGGCUGCAGAAGAGGAUCCAGGACCUGGAAGAGGAGCGGGACUUCCUUCGCUGUCAGCUGGAACGUUUCAUCGCCUCCACCAAGAACCAGGACUGCGAGCCCAGAAGGUUCUCCUGGAGACCAAGGAGACAGGAGGAACGUCCUGCGGAACAACAGACGCACUUUCCCCCCGAGCAGUUUUUCCAGCGAAGGCCGGCUGCUCCCGCUGCGACCCCCCCCAAGAACCACGUGUCCAACGCCGUGACCAACCGCCUGGCCUCCAUGAACACGCUCUUCACCUCCGCACAGUCCCAGGCGCUCUUCCAAGGCCUCGCCACUGCUGGGAAUUCAACCAGCAGCAGCGGUGGCGGAAGCAGCAGCGGCGCCGCCAGGCUAAACGGACAUCGCAACUUAACUCCGGAUUCUUUUGUCCUGCUGGGAGAAGGCGAAGAGUACGUGGAACAUGAGGGCUUCCUGCAGGAGGAGGAAAUGCUGCCUGCCGACGACGCCAUCAGCAGCAACAGGCAGCAGUUGAAGAGAAGGCGUAUAUUCCGAGGCCUUAAAGAGCGCCAACGAGUCAAAGACGCCGCCGGGGUGCUCUUCCGCUACAAGAAGAUCCUCCUCACCUUCCAGCGCCUGAAGAACAUGUCCAAGGCCUUCCAGAUCCACGGCGUGGACCGCAACACGGUGGCGUCCACCACGCCCAUCGCCGAGCUGCUGCUGGUGGCGCCGGAGAAGGUGGCGCUGGUGGGCGAGUUCGACCCGUCCAAAGAGAAGCUGCUGGACUACGCUCGCCGCUGCUACUCGGCGCUGGACGAGGAGACGCUGAGCCGCGUGCAAGCCCUGAAGAAGAACAACCUGCUCCUGCCCAUUUCCUACAGGUUUCGAACGGGCGGCCUCACAGAAAGCCCCAAAAUGGGGAACUCAACAUUACAGCCUGGUCCUGGACUCUCUGGUCCUGGACUCUCUGGUCCUGGACUCAUCGCCACGGCACAGAUCACUAAAGACCAUUCACUCUUUCACACAUAAGCCAUCAAUUGUUCAUGCAACCAACCUUGCUUUGCAGCAAAGAAGAAUAACAAUUAUUGAACCUUUUAUCCAACACACUUUAUUGCUAUCGAUUACGUCUCUAUUGAUAUCAUUUUUAUGGCCCAACCCUACUAAUUAGCAUAUAAUACAUGUUUUCUUUCCUGCCCAAACUCCGAUCUUUAUCAUGUAAGAAUAACAAUUACUGAACAUUUUAUCGAACACACUUUAUUGAUAUCGAUUACGUCUCUAAUUAUAUUGUUUUAUGGCCCAGCCCUGCUAAUUAGCUUAUGAUACAUGUUUUCUUUUCUGCCCAAACUCCGAUUUUCAUCAUGUAAGAAUAACAAUUACUGAACAUUUUAUCGAACACACUUUAUUGAUAUCGAUUACAUCUCUAAUGAUAUCGUUUUAUGGCCCAACCCUACUAAUUAGCAUAUAAUGCAUGUUUUCUUUCCUCCCCAAACUCCAAUCUUCAUCAUGUAAGAAUAGAAAUGAUUGGACGUUUUAUCGAACACACUUUAUUGAUAUCGAUUACGUCUCUAUUGAUAUUGUUUUAUGGCCCAACCCUACUAAUUAGCAUAUAAUACAUGUUUUCUUGCCUGCCCAAACUCCGAUCUUCAUCAUGUAAGAACAACAUUUAUUGAAUGUUUUAUAGAACACACUUUGUUGAUAUCGAUUACGUCUCUAUUGAUAUCGUUUUAUGCUUCAACCCUACUAAUUAGCAUAUAAUACAUGUUUCCUGCCCAAACUCCGAUCUUCAUCAUGUAAGAAUAGAAAUGAUUGAACGUUUUUUUCGAACACACUUUUUUGAUAUCGAUUACGUCUCUAUUGAUAUCGUUUUAUGGCCCAACCCUACUAAUUAGCAUAUAAUACAUGUUUUCUUUCCUCCCCAAACUCCAAUCUUCAUCAUGUAAGAAUAGAAAUGAUUGAACGUUUUAUCGAACACACUUUAUUGAUAUCGAUUACGUCUCUAUUGAUAUCGUUUUUAUGGUCAAGCCCUACUAAUUUUUAUACAAUACAUGUUUUCUUUCCUGCCCAAACUUCGAUCUUCAUCAUGUAAGAAUAAUAAUUAUUGAACCUUUUAUCGAACACACUUUGUUGAUAUCGAUUACGUCUCUAUUGAUAUCGUUUUUAUGGUCAAGCCCUACUAAUUUUUAUACAAUACAUGUUUUCUUUCCUGCCCAAACUCCGAUUUUCAUCAUGAAAGAAUAACAAUUAUUGGACGUUUUAUCGAACACACUUUAUUGAUAUCGAUUAUGUCUCUAUUGAUAUCAUUUUUAUGGCCCAACCCUACUAAUUAGUAUAUAAUACAUGUUUUUUUUCCUGCCCAAACUCCGAUGUUCAUCAUGUAAGAAUAACAAUUACUGAAUAUUAUAUCCAACACACUUUAUUGAUAUCGAUUACAUCUCUAAUGAUAUCGUUCUAUGGCCCAGCCCUACUAAUUAGCUUAUAACACAUGUUUUCUUUCCUGCCCAAACUCCGAUGUUCAUCAUGUAAGAAUAACAAUUACUGAACAUUUUAUCCAACACACUUUAUUGAUAUCGAUUACAUCUCUAAUGAUAUCGUUCUAUGGCCCAGCCCUACUAAUUAGCAUAUGAUACAUGUUUUCUUUCCUGCCCAAACACAGAUCGCCAUCAUGUAAGAAUAGAAAUGAUUGAACGUUUUAUCGAACACACUUUAUUGAUAUUGAUUACGUCUCUAUUGAUAUCGUUUUUAUGGUCAAGGCCUACUAAUUUUUAUACAAUACAUGUUUUCUUUCCUGCCCAAACUUCGAUCUUCAUCAUGUAAGAAUAAUAAUUAUUGAACCUUUUAUCGAACACACUUUGUUGAUAUCGAUUACGUCUCUAUUGAUAUCGUUUUUAUGGCCCAACCCUACUAAUUAGCAUAUAAUACAUGUUUUCUUUCCUGCCCAAACUCCGAUGUGCAUCAUGUAAGAAUAACAAUUAUUUAACCUUUUAUCCAACACACUUUAUUGCUAUCGAUUACGUCUCUAUUGAUAUCGUUUUAUGGCCCAGCCCUGCUAAUUAGCUUAUAACACAUGUUUUCUUUCCUGCCCAAACACAGAUCGCCAUCAUGUAAGAAUAGAAAUGAUUGAAGGUUUUAUCGAACCCACUUUAUUGCUAUCGAUUACGUCUCUAUUGAUAUCGUUUUUAUGGUCAAGCCCUACUAAUUUUUAUACAAUACAUGUUUUCUUUCCUGCCCAAACUCCGAUUUUCAUCAUGAAAGAAUAACAAUUAUUGGACGUUUUAUCGAACACACUUUAUUGAUAUCGAUUACGUCUCUAUUGAUAUCGUUUUUAUGGCCCAACCCUACUAAUUAGCAUAUAAUACAUGUUUUCUUUCCUGUCCAAACUCCGAUCUUCAUCAUGUAAGAAUAACAAUUACUGGACAUUUUAUCCAACACACUUUAUUGAUAUCGAUUACGUCUCUAUUGAUGACGUUUUACGGC
Messenger RNA from Nerophis lumbriciformis (worm pipefish), 3813 nucleotides. RefSeq names its product coiled-coil domain containing 106a (gene ccdc106a). Gene Ontology annotation, cellular component: nucleoplasm. Lineage: Eukaryota; Metazoa; Chordata; Actinopteri; Syngnathiformes; Syngnathidae. The record is from RefSeq and is a predicted model, not a curated record.